CAUUUUCUUAUUCCUUUUACCAUACGACUCUCCGAGCAGUUGAAAUUGAAAUUCCAGUCAAUGCCGAAGUGGACGCAUCCGAAGGAUGUGGGUUGCAAAUUUGCAAUUGUAUCGCCUGCGAGGAGCUCAGUGAUGACGGAUCUGGUCGGGAAGGCUGACGAUGACGCCACCACCCUUUGCGCUCUGGGCUCCCACUCUCUUGACAUCGCCAACUGAAAUCUUUUUCUCGUCCUUGGGUGGGCCGAUUGACUGAUCCGGAUGAACGCGGGCUCAAGAAUCCGACCCGACCUGUCCUCGAGUUGCUGGUUUUUAACGAGAUUUGGGUAGUGGCCGUCGGCACUUACAAAGGGUAUCUGUCGGUUUAUUCCUUGUCAGGAGAUCUGAUUCAUAGAUAGGUAAGAAGCUGCAAUUUUUUUAUUUUCGUGUGUUUUCAUUUUUCAUUUUGGAUUUUAAACUCUUGUAUUAUUGUGUAAUUGGGAUUACUUUAUAGUGUUGUGGCAAUGACUUUGACAUGUUAUUCCAAACAAUUGAAUAAGAGUUCCUUUAUUCU
Molecule: messenger RNA, 550 nt
Organism: Rubroshorea leprosula
Lineage: Eukaryota; Viridiplantae; Streptophyta; Magnoliopsida; Malvales; Dipterocarpaceae
Source: the annotation of a GenBank genome assembly